Molecule: messenger RNA, 2287 nt
Organism: Choloepus didactylus (southern two-toed sloth)
Lineage: Eukaryota; Metazoa; Chordata; Mammalia; Pilosa; Megalonychidae
Gene: ASPNAT
Product: N-acetyltransferase 8 like
Exons: 3
Coding region: 144-1010 (288 amino acids)
Cellular component (GO): mitochondrial membrane
Molecular function (GO): L-aspartate N-acetyltransferase activity
Source: RefSeq, a predicted model, not a curated record
CGGCGCAGCUCCCCGCGCGCCCCGGCCGCCCGCCGCCUCCGCCCCGCGCCCUGAGCCCCGGAGCCGCCCGCGGUCGGGAGGCGCCGCGCCCUCGCCCCGGCCGGGCCGUGCCUUCUCCGCGCUGCGCCUCCCGGCCGGCUUGCAUGCGGUGCAGGCCGCCCGACAUGGUCUGCGAGACGAAGAUCGUGGCCGCCGACGACCAUGAGACGCUGCCGGGGGCCCCGAAGGACGCGCGGCUCGGCCCCGCCGCCGCCAUGUGGCCCCCGCUGCCCGCCGCGCCCGGCCCCGCCGCCCCCGGCGCCCCGCCGCCCGCCGCCCAGCCCCGCGGCAGCCCUGACGGCGCGGGGGCCGCGGGGGGCAGCGGCUUGUGCAUCCGCGAGUUCCGCGCGGCCGAGCAGGAGGCGGCGCGCCGCAUCUUCUACGACGGCAUCAUGGAGCGCAUCCCCAACACGGCCUUCCGCGGCCUGCGGCAGCACCCGCGCACGCAGCUGCUCUACGCCCUACUGGCCGCGCUCUGCUUCGCCGCCACGCGCUCGCUGCUGCUGACCAGCCUGGUGCCCGCCGCGCUGCUCGGGCUGCGCUACUACUACAGCCGCAAGGUGGUUCUCGCCUACCUGGACUGCGCGUUGCACUCGGACAUGGCCGACAUCGAGCGCUACUACAUGAAGCCACCCGGUCCGCUACCACCGCUACCGCCUGCAGCUGCGCGAGGAGUGACCGCCUGCCCGAGCCCGCCUGCCCGCCCGGCGCCGCCCGCUUCGGACACCCACCUUGGCGCUUCGUGUUGGGUUCUUCCCUUCUCAACGUCACUCGGCUCUGGCUGGCUCCUGGGGGUGGCUGCUCGUGUGCGACUCUUGGGGGGUCGUUGGCGGCCGCGGCUCCCCCCGCCCCUGCCCGAGGAGUGUCCGCAGGGACCGCCGCGGCUGCCCGCUCAGCCUGCACGGCCAGCUCGUGGGGCCCCGUCCACCGGGCGCCGCUGGGAGAUGCUUCUCCAGGGAAGGGCCUGCUGACCGGGUGCUGCCCACCACGUGCAGGCCCUCCACCCUGGCGUCCGCCGCCAAGGGGCCCCCUGGCAGCCCGUCGGGCUGUGACUCUGGCCACGGGCCCUGCUUUGCUCCGUGCAUGCCGAGGUAGAGCCUGCCCAGCAUGCUGUGUGCCCACUGCCUCCCGCCUGCCCGGCCCCGUGCCGCCCGUGCUGCCAGCCGGCUCCCGCUGGCACUCCCCAGGGCCUGGGCUUCCUGCCUUGCCCUGCUUCACCCACUCGGGCCUUGCUCUGACAUCGCGUUGUCUUUCCUUCAAACAACCCCCCCGCCCCCUGGGGCUUGGCCGAUGGGUGUCAUUGCCGGGGUGGGGUCCCCAAAGCAGCCCGUGGCACAGUGGGAUCCAGGCCCUUGGGAGGGAGCGGGGGGACUCCACCACUGCUGGGUUGGUGCCCCCGCUCCACUCCCCGAGCCCGUCCUGGCUUCCCGGCUGCCGGGGCUGGGGCUGCUGCGCCCGCAGCUUCUCCCAGCCUGAAACCGAACCCGUUUUUAAAUAAGUUACUUAGACAGAAUAGCAACUCUGCAUGACUUUAACUCUCGGGACAGACGGUAGCUGAUCCCUUGAAACGCAGGUGCGCCCCGGGGGCCCCAGGACGUGUGCUGUUGCUGGCACCGCAUUAGCAGGGUGAGUGGCUGGGUGCACGAGGGUUUCAGAGUCAGAAAGUUUGGAGGAAGACCCCAAAUUAGCCCAGCUCCCCGCAAGCGCACAGCCUGGGUCUCGUGGGGUCUCUGGCCCCGUAUCCGCUCUGGCAUGAGGGCCCCGAGGUGGGGCAGAGCACAUGGUGGGAGGAAGGGGGUCCCUCCUGGGCUGUCUUUCAGGGCUGGGCCACCUGGUGCGGGAGGCCGGGCAGGGGUGACAGGGUCGAUGGGCAGCGUUGGCGUAGUCGGCUGCCCGGGGCGUGGAGGCCCUGGAGACCCCAUUACGUGGGCUCGGGGUGGGGGUAGCAGCCACAAGGCUGGGUCCCAGCCACCAGGGUGCACGCGCGGGACCCCCGAGGGGAUGUUCUUAAAAAGGUGUUUCAGAAACCAGAGACUCCCCAUGCCCAGCCUGGUCCCCUGCCCCGCAAGGUGCUGGUGGGACCCUGUACAGACCCGUCCCCUGGACCCUUUCCUGGUGGUGCCCUGCCCCGCGUGGGGUGGGGUUUUGUAGACUGUACAGAAAUCGGCAUCCUAUUUUCUUGCAGCGGUCAGAUUUUGUUAACCUGGAUUAUACAGACAGACGUAAAGUGUUUUAGCAAAAUGGAAAA